UCUCCAGCCCCAGCCACCUGAUUCUUGAGACAGGAUCACUCACUGAACCUAGAGUAGACUGGUUCACCAGCAAGCUCCAGGGACCCUUCUGUCUUCCGGCUCCUGCCCCGGGGUUCACACUCCUCCUCCUCCUCUCCGCGCUGGAAUUAUAGACACCGUGCCCCACAAUAGUGCUGGGACCCAGACUCCCGUCUUUAUGUUUGUACGGAAGGCACUUUACAGAUGAAGUUAAUAAAACGUGUAACUUCUGUCGGGUCUUCCAUGAGGUGAGUCUUAAAACAUUGAAAGACUUGCUGAUGCUGUGUGGAUCAGGGAUAGUUUGAAGUUUAAUCAGCUCUUGCUGUAUGGUUUCCAUAGGCACCUGGGUAGAAUCUUUAGAAUUCUAGCUUAGCUUAUGCCUCUUUGUUUUUGAGACACUGUAUCUCUGCCUAGUCUAGAACUCAGCGAUUCAGCUGCCUCUGCCUCCACCUCCCAAGUCUUGGGAUUAAAGGUGUGUACCACUGGGCGAGUCGCAGCAGUUCGUGCGGUGGCGGCCGAGGCGGUGUAGCUCCGUGACGGGUUCGGCCUUGCACGCGCCUCCCACCCAGCGCUGCCGCGAUGCCCAAGAGGAAGGUUAGUGAUGCCCAAGAGGAAGGUUAGCGAUGCCCAAGAGGAAGGUUAGCGAUGCCCAAGAGGAAGGUUAGCGAUGCCCAAGAGGAAGGUUAGCGCCGACGGAGCGGCGAAGGCGGAGCCCAAGCGGCGCUCGGUGAGGCUGUCGGCCACGCCCGCCCCUACCAAGGUGGACGCGAAGCCGAAGAAGGCCGUGGGAAUGGAUAAACCAUCAGACAAAAAAGUGCAAACAAAAGGGAAGAGGGGAGCAAAGGGCAAACAGGCGGAGGUGGCUGACCAGCAAACCACAGAUGUGCCUGCAGAAAAUGGAGAGGCUGAGAACCAGAGUCCAGCCUCUGAAGUCGAAGAGAAAGAAGCCAAGUCCGACUAACCAUCCACCCUGUCAGUGUCCCCGCCUCACUUCUUGUACAAUCCAGAGGAAUAUUUUAACAACUAUUUUGUAAAUGCGAGUUUUUUAGUAGCUCUAGAAACAUUUUUAAAAGGUGGGAUGAAGUCCCGCCUCAUCCCAUUUUUUAAGUGUAAAUGAUUUUUUUUAAGAGGUUAAAUCACUUGCUGGUUGUUUAUUUUUUGGUACAACCAGAAAAUAGCAGGAUACUGAAUCAGGAGAGGCUGUGACUGUCUCGAGGGUCACCAUAACAUUCCGUAGAGGGGGCUAGUUUUAUAUCCUACAACACAAAGCAUACUUGGAGUCUUGGUCGUGCGUUUGUGUCUGGAAUAUUUUCAGUUAUUUCUGGUCUCGUGUUUCUAGUAGAACUGUAUCCUAAAAAACCACUCCUUGGUCCUUUCCCUGUCAGAACUGUCUCUGGUCAUGGCAGUCCAUUUUUCUAACAAUUGUGAUAAUGUGCUGUGAAAGAUUGAAAUUUUGAAUAUGUACUGUAUGUGGCAUAAAAUUGUGAGUCAG
Messenger RNA from Peromyscus maniculatus bairdii (prairie deer mouse), 1510 nucleotides. NCBI's taxonomy places the organism in Eukaryota, Metazoa, Chordata, Mammalia, Rodentia, Cricetidae. The record is from RefSeq and is a predicted model, not a curated record.